AACUUUUCAUUUUCAUUCACUAAGCGUAAGGAAAAAGAAAGAACAGAGAGAGAGACCGAAGCUUUAUGAGAGAACCGUAAAAUCCUCUAACCUUCCGACCUCGAUUUCUUGCGAUCCGUAACUCCAAUAAAAAAUCUAAUCCUGUAAAAGUGUUCAUAUCUUCCUCCUCUACGUGUUGGCGUUACUUUUGUCCGGUGGAAAUCGACGGUGACGUAGCUCCCCUACCCCUUGAGUUUGGCCAACUGGAGUUCUAGGAGGCACGGAGGAUUCCAGACGGUUUUUCCUUCAGCAGCACGGUCAGAAAGUUUCUCUAGAGUUUCGAGUAUUUCGAUUACGUACGAAGAUGGAGACCGGAGUUAUAUUUUACGAGAUGGACCCUCCCUAUAUAUACGAGGAUAUUGUGCAGCAUAGGUUUUAUGUAGUAGCUGCGGAGAUUAGGACUCGUAUGUACAUUCUGCGUGAUCAUCCUUUCCAUCACCCGAUUGACACUCCACAGUUUAACCCCGACAUGCCCUAUGAGUUCCCACUGCAGUGGCUCCACCCGGAUGCUCUAUUUCACCCGUUUCAUGAUGGGCCGGUGCCUCACCAGCAUCCCGAUCAGCCUGCGGAUCAGGCGGACCUUGAGUCUGAGCCCAUGGAGGAGCAUUUUCCAGAGCCUGUACCGGAGGAGGACAUCCCCGUGGAGCAGAUCUCAGUAUCUUCAUCUGAGCCAUCUUCUGAGGAGCCGCUCACCGCCUCUAUUAGUGGACCGGCGAGUGCUGGUCAGACCAGUAGCAUGAGUGCUAGUGCCCCUCCUGAGAUUAUAGAGAUUUCCGAUGACGAGGACGAGGAUCCUGAGGAGUGUUCUGAUGUGGUUGUGAUCUCCUCUGACGAUGACAGUUGAGUCCUGGGAGCUGCGGUUGUGCCUUUUGAUAGUUUUUUUUUUGUGUUAGCCUAGCCUUUGGGUUAAUCUCUCACUUUUGGUCAAACUCACUGAGAGAGUAGGGUGUACAUAGUGGACUAGGCUAGUUCGGGUGCCAG
Molecule: messenger RNA, 1020 nt
Organism: Arachis ipaensis
Lineage: Eukaryota; Viridiplantae; Streptophyta; Magnoliopsida; Fabales; Fabaceae
Source: RefSeq, a predicted model, not a curated record